AUGAAAAAUCAUAAAGUACGCGAAGUAAAUAAAUUCACUGUAGUUUUGGAAUAUGCUGAACGUGGUACGUUAAAUUUUUAUUUGAUUGAAGUGAAAAUAUCAGUUAGCAUUUCAAUUAGCAAGCGCUGUGGUUGUGGUGUCAUUUCAUCGAGAUUUGCCCUCAGUCAUGUUGCUUUCUCAGCUCCUUCUUCUAUUGAGAGACACUCAAGCUUGAUGAAAAGGCAAUCAUCGAGUGCAGAUUCAACGUGGAUUGCUUCUGAUGAGAAACACGCAAGCUUGUUUAAAAGGCAAUCAUCGAAAACUGCUUCAAAGAAGGUUGCUAAAUCUUCUAAUGGGGAAGCAGAUCUCCCAAUGAUGUAA
This is a messenger RNA of Funneliformis caledonium, 360 nucleotides long. NCBI's taxonomy places the organism in Eukaryota, Fungi, Glomeromycota, Glomeromycetes, Glomerales, Glomeraceae. The record is from the annotation of a GenBank genome assembly.